AUGCAUGCAGAAUCAGUGCCAGAAGGCACAUUCAUAAGGUACAAACAAAUCGAACGGAAGCUCAGAAUGCUCGAGAUCAGAGAGGCAUAUGUGCGCAAGGAGAUAGAAACACUCAAGCGAGAGGAGCGGCACAGCAAGGACGAGCUCUGCAGAGUAAAGAGCGUACCGUUGAUCAUGGGGCAGUUCUUGGAGCCAAUUGAUGCAAACACAGCAAUAGUUGGCUCGACGGCAGGAAGUAACUUUGUCGUGAAGAUCUUGUCGACAGUCGACAGGGAACUGCUCAAGCCAAACACAACGGUUGCGCUGCACAGGCACUCAAGCGCAAUCGUGGAUGUGCUUCCACCCGAGGUCGAUAGCACGAUUCCUGUGCUGGGAGAUGACGAGAAGCCUGAUGUGACAUAUGCAGAUGUGGGGGGGCUUGAUGUGCAGAAGCAGGAAAUCAGGGAGACGGUGGAGCUUCCGCUGCUGCAGUUUGAUCUGUACAGGCAGAUAGGAAUAGAUCCGCCGCAGGGGGUGUUACUGUACGGGCCGCCGGGCACGGGAAAGACGAUGCUUGUGAAGGCGGUUGCGAACCACACGAAGGCAACGUUUAUCAGGGUCAACGGGUCUGAGUUUGUGCAGAAGUAUCUUGGCGAGGGUCCUCGAAUGGUCAGGGAUGUGUUCAGGCUUGCGCGGGAAAGGGCGCCGUCGAUAGUGUUUAUUGAUGAGGUUGAUUCGAUUGCAACGAAGAGGUUUGAUGCAUCGACGUCUGCAGACAGGGAGGUGCAGAGGGUGCUGAUUGAGCUGCUGAACCAGAUGGAUGGAUUUGACCAGUCAACAAAUGUGAAGGUGAUAAUGGCAACGAACAGGGCGGACACUAUUGAUCCGGCGCUACUGAGGCCUGGACGACUGGACAGGAAGAUUGAGUUUCCGUAUCCGGACAGGAGGCAGAAGAGGCUGGUGCUAAAUGCAAUUACGUCGAAGAUGAGCAUUGGAGAGGAUGUUGACAUUGAAAGUCUUGUGCAUCGGCCUGAAAGGAUCAGCAGUGCAGACAUCAACUCAGUGUGUCAGGAGGCAGGGAUGCUUGCGGUGCGUGGAAGCAGGUAUGUGGUGAUGCAGAAGGACUUUGAGGAGGCGUACUCGAAGGUUGUGGAGAGGGGAGAAACGCAGCCUGCUCUCUACAGCUGA
Ordospora pajunii is the source of this 1167-nucleotide messenger RNA. RefSeq names its product AAA ATPase. Lineage: Eukaryota; Fungi; Microsporidia; Ordosporidae. Gene Ontology annotation, molecular function: ATP hydrolysis activity; proteasome-activating activity; ATP binding. Gene Ontology annotation, cellular component: proteasome regulatory particle, base subcomplex. Gene Ontology annotation, biological process: proteasome-mediated ubiquitin-dependent protein catabolic process. The record is from RefSeq and is a predicted model, not a curated record. The transcript has a single exon. The coding region runs from base 1 to 1167 and encodes 388 amino acids.